This is a messenger RNA of Archocentrus centrarchus (flier cichlid), 4060 nucleotides long. It is a transcript of the gene abhd17c, whose product is annotated as abhydrolase domain containing 17C, depalmitoylase. The coding region runs from base 372 to 1256 and encodes 294 amino acids. The transcript is spliced from 3 exons. Gene Ontology annotation, cellular component: plasma membrane; endosome membrane. Lineage: Eukaryota; Metazoa; Chordata; Actinopteri; Cichliformes; Cichlidae. Gene Ontology annotation, biological process: protein depalmitoylation; regulation of postsynapse organization. Gene Ontology annotation, molecular function: palmitoyl-(protein) hydrolase activity. The record is from RefSeq and is a predicted model, not a curated record.
GACCGGCUUAUAUCCAUUCAGAGAAAUGGCUGCUUUCUCUUUCAGAAUCUAUUAACAACAAAGGUUGACGUACAGCAAGUAAUGUUUUCAAAGGACGGAACUGUGUUAUUGAGACUAACUGCGGCACAAUUUAGUGUCGUAAAAUAACAUAAACGUAAAUGUUGCGUCGUCAUUUCUGUAAAGUCUGAGUCUUGUUGUGAGCCACCUGUAUGCCGGCUAGCGCGUUAGCUGCAAAGCCAAGACAUCGCUUAGCCUGUCUUCCAACCCUGUCAUCUCCGGUAACACUGUGUUAAUGGUACACUUUAUCUCGAACCAGAUUCUGUGUGUUUUAUUUCAACUGAAGUUAGUAAAUCGGGUAACCCCGCGCCUAAAUGCCAGAACAAGGCCCCAGGAUGAAUGGGUUUUCUAUCGGCGAGCUGUGUUGGCUGUUCUGCUGUCCACCAUGUCCAAGUCGCAUCGCGGCCAAACUAGCUUUCCUUCCACCGGAGCCCACAUAUUCCAUGCACACCGACGCUAACGGGGGGACUAGCUUACAUUUAACUGAACGAGCGGACUGGCAGUACUCCCAGCGAGAGCUCGAUGCAGUGGAAGUGUUCACCACCAGAAGCAGCAGGGGUAACCGGGUUGCAUGCAUGUUCGUGCGCUGCGCGCCCAGCAGUCGCUACACGCUGCUUUUUUCCCACGGUAACGCCGUGGACCUGGGACAGAUGUGCAGUUUUUAUAUCGGUCUCGGCUCCAGGAUAAACUGCAACGUGUUCUCCUACGAUUAUUCAGGCUACGGAGUCAGCACCGGUAAGCCUUCCGAGAAGAACCUGUAUGCGGACAUUGAGGCGGCCUGGCAGAUGCUGAGGAACAAGUAUGGUGUAACACCUGAGAAUAUCAUCCUGUAUGGUCAGAGCAUCGGCACGGUGCCAACCAUUGACCUGGCUGCUCGCUAUGAAUGCGCUGCUGUCAUCUUACACUCACCAUUGAUGUCAGGUCUACGGGUGGCCUUCCCUGACACACGCAAGACUUACUGCUUCGAUGCCUUUCCCAGUAUUGACAAGGUGUCCAAGGUGGCGUCCCCAGUGCUCGUAAUCCAUGGCACAGAAGAUGAGGUUAUUGACUUCUCCCAUGGCCUGGCCAUGUAUGAGCGCUGUCCCCGUGCAGUUGAGCCUCUUUGGGUGGAGGGAGCUGGCCACAAUGACAUUGAACUGUAUUCUCAGUACCUGGAGAGGCUUAAGCAAUUCAUCUCCUUUGAGCUUUCCACUUCUUGAGGAGCUUGUGACUCAGGCUCGGGUUCAUCUCAACGCACUCAAGAAUCCUCCUCUUUAUUUCCUCUGUUUGUGAGGGGCACGACAGGCAUAAAAUCACAACACUGUCAAUGGUUAGGCUAAACAUGCAGUUUAGGCUUAACAUGCACUGUACUCAAAACCUAGCUGGUGCUCCUACACCUACACGAGAACCUACUUUGCAAAUGGGCCCGGGCCUUGAUGGCGUGUGUACCUGCUGCUCAGUCUUGAUUCAUUAUCCUCUCACAACCCGGGCCAGAGAGGGAAGGAAAUUUCUCUGCUUCCUUCCCUCUCUCUACUUAAUUGAUCUCAGUCAGCUUUUUUUUGUGUGAUGGUCUCUCACUGUGAGCUUCUGUUGAUCACGCUUUCAUAUUCUUCCUUCUGUUUGUCCAAUGAUUCCAGUUUUCCUUUUGACUGAGUAUUUGCAGUGUUGAUUUUUGUAUUCUUUUAUACAAGAUGAAGUUUCAAAUUUGCACCUCGAGAUAUUGUGGAUAAAGGUUUUUUAUUUUUACUUUUUUCUUUUUUCUCUAACUUUAAGUUACCGUCCAGGGUUGAUUAAACAGUUGCACUUUAAACGUGCAGGUAUUUUCAGGUAAUGUUUUGUUUCUGUUUGGAUAUGUAUGUGGGUUCUGGUUUUUGUUGUUCUGUUUUUGUUUGUUUUUUAACUGACAUUCCAUGAUGUUUUUGUUUAUACUUCUAGGCCAACUUUGAUUUUUUUUUUUUUUUCCAUUGUUAGUGGUAGUUCAUUUGUAAGCUGUUGGCCAGAAUGCAUCUCUUUGGGCUGUGUUUAGUGUUGAUGUACACUGCUCUCUCAUAUAGGGAGAUGAAAAUGGCAAACUUCAAACAAGUGUUUCUUGAAGAAAAUGACUCCUUGAAUGUUGGAGCCACUGGCACAUUGCACAUGCAAACACCUUCUUUAAUUGAGUCGAUAUAAUGCUAACACCUACAAUAGUUUUGCCUGUUCAGUUAUUGUCCAAAUGGCAAGCAGAGAGGUGUGAACCAUAAUUGCGGAAACAUCUUCUGGUGAGAGGAUCAUCUACACCAUUUGGCUUUAACAUUAAAACCACUGCUAGAUGAAUAACAUUGACCAUCUUUUCAUAAUGCAAUGUUCUGCUGGAAAACCUUGGGUUCUGGCAUGCAUACAUACAUUACCCUGGGACAUGGCAAACACAUAAACGCUGUUGCAUUGUUACAGCUCACCAUGGCAGUGGCAUUCCCAGAUCACUACAGCCUCUUCAACCAAGAUGGUGCAGCCUACCACACUGCAGGAACAGCUUGAGCAGUACAACAAAUAGCCCAAGUUCAGUGACCAAAACAGUCCUGUGAGUGUUUACAUGGGUGGGUUUCUCUCUCACUAUCUCUCUAUAUACUAUAUCUAGAUAGUGUUCACUAAUGGUUUGAUGUAACAUCUUGGAAAAUGUUUGGUCGAGAACUGCGCUAGUGAUAACUGUUAAGCACAGUCAUUAUUGGAGUCAUUUAUGUGUGAGUACAUGAUUGCUCCUGCAGCUUGAGCCAAACUUCAUGUUCAGAAUCAACAGUGGUGAUUAAGAGCCCAAAGUGUCCAAGCAAAAUGAAGUUUAUAUUAGGUGAGGAAAAUCCUAUUUAUUUCUAAGUGCACACACUCAGGUUGAAGUCCUGCUUUCAUGUUCAAGGCGACCAACAGAGAGAAUUUAGUUCAAGCUACCUGGGCAGUGCCAUUUUGCUUCUCACGGCACGUAGAAAACACACGACACCCUUUUUGAUCCUACUUGGCAGAUUUGGCCCUAAAAAGAGUCCGGUUAAAUGGUCACUUCUGCAAAUGGUCAGAACAAGACUUUCAGAGAGCAGUCCAAAUGGAGCAGAAGCUCCGGGAGGAUUGCUGCACAAUGGAAAGGAGAUAAGUCACAUUAAAAUGAUCUAUUUUCUGCUUUUAUACAUGCAUUCUCUGAACCUUUUGAUGGCAUUUGCUGCAUAUUAAAAACGUUUAUUAUCUCCAUACACAGUACUGUAACAGAGGGUGUAUAACUUUUCCCAUAAGCAACACAAAAAUGAAACAUCCCAAGUAAGAACACCUUCUCUGCAAGAGAGAGCAGCGGGUAUCAGGGCUGUGUUAACUGGAGAUUGUGUGGUAAGACAAAAUAGUAGGACAGUUGAUUCAGAUGAAAACAUGAGCAAGUAUAGUAAACUGGUGCCUGGCAGCACAGAGUAGGUUUCCUUGCAGUCUGAAGAUGCUGAAUUGUGAAAUUUGCUGUGUGUAGGUGGUCAAAGUGAACAGAAAUUUAUUGGUUUGGGGUGGUACUCAAAAUUAUUUUUAAUUCCUCACUAAGAAUAAAUCCUUAUGCUUGUGUUUCAGCCAGACAAUCCUGUAGACUACAAGAAGCUUGUCGUUUUCAGGGGGACUGCUGCUAUUUAUCAGAGGACUCAAUCAGUCAAUCACUGUGAAAGCCAGACAGUUUGGGGAAUGCUGAAAUGACAGCAAGGUACAAAAAUCAGAUUCAGUCUGAUUAGUCAUCCCCUGGCUCAUGUUCCUGCCUGGAGAAUAAUAGAAAUCAGCCUACAAAGCCUUCUUUUACCAGUGCAGGUGUCUGCUGAGCCCUCUAAUAUUUUGCCAUUUUCCCAGCUCAACUUUCAAUGAUGUGACAGAACAACAAAAGGGAAAUGGAUUGCUGUGAAAAUGAGCAACACCUGCAAAUCACCACUCCUGGUUUUUGACGACAUAUCAUUUGUAUUUGAAUAAUUUGUUCUUUGCUCCCUGCAAGUGGACAAAAAAAUUAAGAUAUAUAAUGAUAAGGUUAAAAAAAAAAAAAAAA